AUGGAAUCCUUUUAUGUUCUGGCUUUAAUAGCAGGAAUUCUAGUUGCUUUUGCAUUGCUGGUUCUAAUUGCAACUCAUCGUCAUUCCUUCAAGGCAGAGAUUCCUCCUGAUGUUGACAAGCCAUCAAAGCUCCGCUUCUAUCAUUACAUAUACACCCUGAUGGAAAUUCUGGCGAAGAAGUUAGGAAGUUUGCGUAUUUGUGAGGAACACAUACUUACCAGGUUGGUUACCGAUGGACUGCCGGCAUGCAGGGAUUCAAGGCUCUUCAUAAAGGAUCUGCAUUUUGAUGAGGUGCCCGUGAGGCUCUACCUCCCCAAAGUACCAUCUACCAGCAAACGGAGGGGAGUCCUCUUCUUCCAUGGAGGAUGCGGGAUAUUCGGAAGCAUCAGAGGUUAUGAAAGAAUAUGCCAGUACAUAGCCAGAAAAUCAGACUCGGUGGUUGUGUCUGUUGGGUAUCGUUUAUCUCCCGAGCAUCCGUAUCCAGCCCAAACUUUGGACUGUCUCACUGCUACUGUACACUUUUUGAAGACUGCAGAAAACUACGGGGUGAAUCCGGAUCGGAUUAUCAUUUGUGGGGAUAGUGCAGGGGGCACUUUCACUGCUAGUGUUUGCCAAGAACUGGUAAACAGAAGAGAUAUCCCAAAGAUACGUGCCCAGGUACUGAUCUACCCGUUCCUCCAAGCACUGAACUUCAACCUCCCAUCUCACCAGAAAAAUGCUUUCAUUCCCUUCUUGUCCCUGGAGCACAUAGUCCGUUUCGUUCUGAAGUACCUGAAAAAGGAUUGCUAUAUGAAGCGAGCUAUUUUGGUGGGUUCUCAUGUGCCUGAGAGUAUGAAUUUGAAAUAUAGGAAGUGGAUAAAUCCAGAUCUUAUCCCAGAGGCAUUUAAACUGGGCUAUAAACCACCGUUACCCGCUUCAUUUUUACCCCAAGUCCAUGAAGAAAUGAAAGAACUGUUUGAGACAAGAAUUUCCCCACUGUUAGCAGACGAUGCUGUCAUCCGCUGCCUGCCUGACACUUGUGUAAUUACCUGUGAGCACGAUGUGCUCCGAGAUGAUGGGCUGUUGUACAAGAAACGGCUGGAGGACAACGGCGUAAAAGUGACCUGGUACCACAUGGAAGGCGGCUUCCACUGUGCACUCGGAUUUUUUGGUUAUGGUAUUUUCUCUUUUCCAUCAUCAGGUAAAAUAGUGAACCACGCUGUAAACUUUAUAAAAGAGUAUUAA
Eurypyga helias (sunbittern) is the source of this 1224-nucleotide messenger RNA. RefSeq names its product arylacetamide deacetylase-like 4. Lineage: Eukaryota; Metazoa; Chordata; Aves; Eurypygiformes; Eurypygidae. The record is from RefSeq and is a predicted model, not a curated record. Gene Ontology annotation, molecular function: carboxylic ester hydrolase activity. The coding region runs from base 1 to 1224 and encodes 407 amino acids. The transcript is spliced from 4 exons. Gene Ontology annotation, cellular component: membrane.